Chara braunii is the source of this 2620-nucleotide messenger RNA. The record is from the annotation of a GenBank genome assembly. Lineage: Eukaryota; Viridiplantae; Streptophyta; Charophyceae; Charales; Characeae.
GGGGGGCGAGGGGAAUGAUUGGACGAGGAGCUGACCUGCGUUUGACGUUGUGGCCUUCCCCGCGAUGCAGGUGACAGCGGCAAUGGCUCCCUCUCAUCCGAAGCAGCUGAUCGAGGACUUGAAGCAGCACUUCACGGACGAUGGUCCCGUAGGGAGGAACCCAGGAAAGGGGUCCAAGCACUGGAUUUGCAAGUACUGCGAGACCCGCUUCGACGGGACGGCGUCGAAUCUAAGAACCCACUUCCUUAAGAAGUUCAGCUUGGACCUCCUGACUAGACUGUUGUCCGUGGAGAAGAGGGCGAGAAGGGCGGAGGGGAUUUGCAUGGGGAAGCAGAGAUCAUUGACAAGGGGGGGAAAGAGUUCUACACCGACGAGCAACCUGUCAUCUGCCAGCAGUCUGGUCAUCGGAGCGAUGGGUGCGGGUAGUGGAGCGGCUGAUGCUGGCGGUGUACCAUUGCAGGUGGCGACUUCUGGGGAGUCCGGUCGUGCAGCGCCCCAAACAGGUCGACCAAUGAGGCAAACACUUAUGGAGGAUGCGGACAGCAUCAUUACUCGUAAUGAACACACAAGUCCCUUCCUCGAUAACUUCCUGUUCUGCACGAACCAACCCUUCAGUCCCGUUGACAAUGAGUACUUCCUCGAGUUAAUCGACGCGGUGAAGAAGGCACAUCCGUCAUGGUUGUCAUACCACAGGGACGAGGCACGGACGAGGAGGCUGGACGGCGAGUUUGGAAGGACGAGAGCAGACGUGACCGCCAUGACCAGGAAGUGGCAUGUCACGGGCUGCAUGCUUCAGAUGGACCCACUCGAGGACAUGUACAAGCAGCUCGGUUGGCUGGCGGUGGUCGUCGAUGCCGGCAAUGUAGUUGGCAAAUUCUUCACAAAUGUGGAUAAGGCGAGGGCUUUGUUCGGCAAAUUAUCGUCGAAUUCGAAGUUGAAGAGGCCGGCGGUCACGCGAUUUGCCACAAGUCACGACAUGCUGGUUUCUUUGAAGAGAGGGAGGAAUGCACUGGAGAAGUGCGUUUGCGACACGGCGUGGGUGGACAAGAUGGUGAGGGCGGAUCAGCUCGCCACUUUCCGUGAGGUCACCUCCAUCGUGUUGGGAAGGGACGGGUUUCGGGACAAGGUGGGCAAGGGCCACAAGGCCCUCGCAGUGAUGUCUCCUGUUGUGGAGCUGUUGCGCCUGGUCGACGGGUCAAGCGCAACAAUGUCGAAGGUCUACUUCAAGAUGAAUGCGCUCGUCGAGAGAAUGCGCGACCUCGACUGUGUCACCCCGGGUGAGAAGGCCGACAUUGAGGACAUUCUAAUGCAUUGGUGGUCGUUCAUAACGAGCAAGCUGCACUGUGCGGGUGCCUUCCUUGACCCCAAGUCCGACAUAGUGCAUUGGCAGAGCGGAAUCGGGAGGUACCGCGCGGGGUUCAACAUUUGCAAUGGUUGUACUCCAUUUGGGGGAAAGUUGGACCUUCUGCAGCCGCAAGCCGUCAAAUUGCUUGGCCAAGCAAGCUCGUCCGCUGCAUGUGAGCGAAAUUGGAGUUUGCAUGAGCUCAUUUUUGGAAGACGGUGCACGAAGCUCAUGCCGGAGAGACUGUCAAAGCUGGUGUUCAACAAUUUGAACACCCAAUUGAUCCGGAGUUACAUCCGCGGCGGUAAGGAGGAGGUCCACAUCCCUUGGGAGGAUGACCGACCGGUGGAGGCUGAAGUUGAGGAGUGGUACAACACGUGGGUGGUGACGGCGGUGUCCAAUGACGAUGACGCAGCAGACACGCUCGAUGACGCGGAGGUGGAAGAGGAGGAUGGGGACGAGCCACUUACGCGAACUUGGCUGCAAAAUGACGAGUGGGAUGACCAAGAGUGUGAGGCGGAGGACAUAGCCCUCGUGGGCUCGAGGGAAAAGGACUGGCACGAGUGCACAAAACCCGGCUGCUACAGGGAACGCGAGCUGCGGAGGAAAUCUGGCCAUUUGCAGCCCUUACUGUCGGUGUUGUACACGAAAGAGGAACGGGCACAGUUGUUGAAGGCACGAGCUGCCGGAACAUGGUUGCACGGUGCAGGGGAAGCGUCCGCCAGCAGAAAACGUGGAAACAAAAAAGCGCAGCACGAGCACGUGGAGGAGGUGGUUCCGGUGGCGAAGGGGAGACGUGCGGACGGAGAGCCGAAACGCAAGAGGGGCCGACCCUCAAACGCGGAGCUGGCAGAAAGGAAAGCCCAGAAAGCGAAAGCGAAGGCUGCAAAGCCAGCUGCAGCAGCAGCAGCAGCGAGAAGUGCGGCAGCCAGAAAAGGAAGGAAGAAAAAGGCACGCAGCAAUGUCAUUGACGAUGACAAAAGCGGCGAUGAUGCGGCGGCAGCAGAUGACAAUGAGGCAGCAGCAGCAGGCGACGAGGCGGCAGCAGCACCAUCGUCGGCAUCCUCAUCUUCCUCGUCGGACGAUGAGGAUGCAAGUGGGAGUGGGGCGGAGUCCAUGGAACACGGUGAAGGAGACGGGGACGGCACGGGUGAGAAUUCGGAGGAUAGCGAGGGGCAAUCCGGGGAGGAAGAGGAAGGAAACAGCGGGGAGGAGUAGGAGAGAGCAUCAGAGCUCACUCCUGCAAACUUUGAAACUGGGUAGUUUUGUUGUCAAUUC